Molecule: messenger RNA, 2265 nt
Organism: Phalaenopsis equestris
Lineage: Eukaryota; Viridiplantae; Streptophyta; Magnoliopsida; Asparagales; Orchidaceae
Product: 6-phosphofructo-2-kinase/fructose-2,6-bisphosphatase
Exons: 23
Coding region: 52-2094 (680 amino acids)
Biological process (GO): fructose metabolic process; fructose 2,6-bisphosphate metabolic process
Cellular component (GO): cytosol
Molecular function (GO): fructose-2,6-bisphosphate 2-phosphatase activity; 6-phosphofructo-2-kinase activity; ATP binding
Source: RefSeq, a predicted model, not a curated record
CCUCUCUGAUCCCUCCCAAUUACCACCACGCAAUCUUAGUGAUUGUCAGCGAUGGGAGGCGGUUCGUCCAAAAACCCCCAAGCUUUCAGCGGCAAUUUGGACGGCGACAUCGGCGGCCAGCUUUAUGUCUCCCUCAAGAUUGAAAAUUUGAAUAUUAGAGACGACCUCAUCCCCCACGUAUUCGGUUCCAUCCCCAUCAUUGGCUCCUGGGAUUCCUCACGAUCCUUGUCCAUGGUACGGGAAUCGGAGUUUACGUGGGAGUUGAGCUUCGUUGUGCCCCCAAACCAUGGAACGAUAGUCUUCAAGUUCUUGCUGAAGUCUAAGGGGAUGGACAGUCUGUGCGUGGAGGAGGAAGGGGAAGAUAGGUCGCUUACUGGUGGGAGGUUGGACGAUGGUGCUAGGGCUGCGGUGUUCAGGCUUCCUGGAUGUGGUGAUGACGAGCUGCUAGAGCAUAGGGUGUUUUUGAUGGCUAACACUAUCUCACCCUUUGAUCUGGCUGCGAGGUGGAGGGCUUACGAGGAGAAUCUCAGGCCUUCCACUGUACGGGGGGUUCCAGAUAUCUGCAUCAAUGCGGCGUCUGAAAUAGGACAAGAGAAUGUUUCAGCAGUUAGUUUGGAGCUUGACUUGGAGCGAUAUGUUGUUCCUUCACCAACCUGCCCAAGCGCUGAUGUUUAUGCAGCUAAUUUGACUGAGACCCCAAGAUUACUGGGUAAUAAUUGUGGAUUCACUAAAUGUGAUGUCUCCGGUUACUCUCUUUGUUCAAGCGAAGUGGGAUUUGAUAAGGCUAAUCAUAUUUCGUCUGAUAAGGCAAUGCCAGCAGCAGCAGGAGCUGUUGCAGCAGCAGCUAUUGCUGAUCAGAUGCAUGGACCAAAAGAGGAUCAACGCCUGGCAAUUGUUCUGGUUGGCCUGCCAGCUCGGGGAAAGACUUUUACAGCGGCCAAACUAACAAGAUAUCUACGAUGGUUAGGUCAUGAAACAAAACAUUUCAAUGUUGGCAAGUAUCGUCGGCUGAAGCAUGGAUUGAAUCAGGGUGCUGAUUUUUUUCGAGGGGACAAUGCAGAAGGUGUGGAAGCACGGAAUGAGGUUGCGGCCUUAGCAAUGGAUGAUAUGUUAUCGUGGAUGCAGGAAGGAGGUCAGGUUGGCAUAUUUGACGCCACCAAUAGCACCAAACAACGAAGAAAUAUGAUUACGAAAAUGGCUGAAGGAAAAUGCAAGAUUAUAUUUUUGGAGACAAUUUGUAAUGAUGAACGCAUAAUUGAAAGGAAUAUUCGACUCAAAAUCCAACAAAGCCCUGAUUAUGCAGAAGAGACUGAUUUUGAAGCUGGAAUGCAGGACUUUAAGAAACGACUAGCCAAUUAUGAAAAGGUCUAUGAGCCAGUUGAAGAAGGUUCCUAUGUAAAGAUGAUUGACAUGGUCGGUGGAAAUGACGGGCAGAUACAAGUGAACAACAUCAGUGGAUAUCUUCCUGGUCGGAUAGUCUUCUUCUUGGUGAAUACUCAUCUCACACCCCGCCCUAUUUUGCUAACUAGGCAUGGUGAGAGCCAAGAUAAUGUUAGGGGAAGAGUCGGCGGAGAUGCAAUUUUGAGUGAAACAGGAGAGGUUUACUCGAAAAAACUAGCCAACUUUAUAAAGAACCGACUUAAAUCUGAAAAGACGGCUUCGAUAUGGACAAGCACUCUACAACGAACAAUAUUAACAGCAGCUCCGAUUGUUGGAUUCCCCAAGAUACAAUGGCGUGCUCUCGAAGAGAUAAAUGCAGGAGCAUGUGAUGGAAUGACUUACGAAGAGAUAAAGAGGAACAUGCCUGAGGAAUAUGAAUCUCGUCAGAAAGACAAGUUACGCUAUCGUUAUCCUCGCGGUGAAUCAUAUCUUGAUAUCAUACAAAGGCUAGAACCCGUAAUUAUUGAGCUUGAAAGACAGCGCGCGCCUGUGGUGGUUAUUGCUCACCAGGCUGUGUUGAGAGCUUUAUAUGCAUAUUUUGCAGACAAACCUUUAAAAGAAAUCCCCCAAAUUGAGGUCCCACUCCAUACCAUAAUAGAGAUCCAGAUGGGGGUGACUGGUGUCCAAGAGAAACGUUAUAAGCUUAUGGAUUGAGAUGGUAGACUCAAUGGAUCAAGAAACUCAUUCAUUAUCUUUCUACUCUUAAUAUGUAAAUGAAACAUCUUAAAUUAUCUUUAUUUCACAAUUUUUUGUUCUUUAUCUUUGUCCUCGUCAUUUGUUUAACACAAGCAUUGAACGACAUAACUCUUUUUGUGAACAAAUUCU